UUGAUUUCUCUCAUUGAAUUUGAGAUGAGAAGAAGUUUACAGCAAAAAAUUACAAACAACUUUCAUAAUCACAAGCAAAACUCUUCUGGAAUUGAGAAGACAAGUUCUCCGAACUGGACAGUCCUCACGAGGAAUCAUAUCUCUCAAGGCUCACCCAAAGAAGCUCUUCGCCUCUACACCCAAGUUCGCAGCAGCAGCAAAGGAAUCCACAACGUUUUGGGACUAGUCCCUCUCAUUCUCAAGGCUUGUGCUUCUCUUCGCUUCCCAAAAUGUGGGAAGGCUUUGCAUGCCGAGUCCAUUAAGAGUGGGACCCUCUUUGAUGUCUUGGUCGGAACCUCAUUGGUCGACAUGUACGCUAAAUGUAGAGAGAUAUUUGAUGCCCGGAAAGCGUUUGAUUUAAUGCCUGAGAGAAAUGUCGUCACUUGGAAUGCGAUGAUUGGUGGGUAUUUGAAGAAUGGCGAUGUGGAAUCUGCUUUUGUGUUGUUUGAGAGGAUGUCAUUGCGGAAUUCAGUAACUUGGAAUGAGAUGAUUGACGGGUUUGCUAGGAGUGGUGACACGGUCAGUGCUCGGAAGUUGUUCGAUUGUGUUCCGUCGGAGAUGAAGAAUUUGAUCACGUGGACUGUGAUGGUUGAUGGGUAUAGUUGCAAUGGAGAAAUGGAGAAGGCGAGAGAGGUUUUUGAGCAGAUGCCAGAGCGGAACUGCUUUGCGUGGUCGUCGAUGGUUUCAGGGUAUUGCAAGCAGGGUGAUGUUGAGGAGGCGAGGAUCAUUUUCGACAGGAUCCCAGUUAGGAAUUUGGUGAACUGGAAUUCGAUGAUAUCGGGGUAUGUGCAAAAUGGGUUCUGUGAGGAAGCUAUGAAGGCGUUUGACGAAAUGAGAGCGCAGGGCUAUGAGGCGGAUGAAGUUACCACUGUGAGCGUCUUAUCUGCCUGCGCUCGGUCGGGACUGUUUGAUGUUGGCAGGGAAAUACAUGACAUGAUAAUUGAGAAAGGGAUGGAAUGUAAUCAGAUUGUGCUCAAUGCACUGGUUGACAUGUAUGCAAAAUGUGGGGAUUUGGCCUGUGCAAGAUCAGUCUUUGAAGGGAUGACUGAGAGAAAUGCCGCUUGUUGGAAUGCAAUGAUCUCGGGGUUUGCUGUUCACGGGCAGUGCGAGGAAGCUCUCGAGUUAUUUGGCAAGAUGGAAAGUUCAGAAGAAAUGCCUGAUGACGUAACUUUUCUUUCCGUUCUCUCAGCUUGUGCACGUGGAGGUUUUGUGGAUGAAGGUAUGGACAUUUUGUCCAAGAUGGCGAAAUAUGGCUUGGUGGCGAAUGUGAAGCACUAUGGAUGCUUGGUCGACCUUUUGGGGCGUGCAGGGAGAUUGAAGCAGGCUUAUGAUUUGAUCAAGAGGAUGCCUGUGGAACCCAAUGACACGGUUUGGGGGGCUAUGCUUGGAGCUUGCCGUAUUCAUUUGGAUAUGGAGAUGACUGAACGGGUAGCCAAAGAGAUCAACAACCUAAAUUCAAAAAUGGGUUCAGGCCAAAAUGAACAUUUUGUUCUUCUGUCAAAUAUAUAUGCUUCUUCUGAGAGGUGGGCGAAGGCUGAAAGGUUAAGGCUGGUGAUCACAAAUGAAGGGUUUCAAAAGACGCCCGGUUGCAGUUCGUUUAUGCCUUGCGUCUCAUAGCAUCUUCAAAACUAUACAUGU
This is a messenger RNA of Morus notabilis, 1677 nucleotides long. RefSeq names its product pentatricopeptide repeat-containing protein At3g21470. Gene Ontology annotation, biological process: RNA modification. NCBI's taxonomy places the organism in Eukaryota, Viridiplantae, Streptophyta, Magnoliopsida, Rosales, Moraceae. The transcript has a single exon. Gene Ontology annotation, molecular function: RNA binding; protein binding. The record is from RefSeq and is a predicted model, not a curated record. The coding region runs from base 25 to 1656 and encodes 543 amino acids.